AGCAUUUGAGUCCAAAAUUUGUGCAAGUUUGAGUCUUCAUCCCAUACUUUUGCCCUUCUUUUAUUCUAGCACUGCCACCAACACCACCCCCACCUAGCACUACCACUUGAAAAAGAAAAACAGAAAUGCACUAGCAUUACCACUAACUAGCACUAUCAAAAUGGACUUUUUAAAUCGAGACAAUCGGGUUCCUCACAAGGAACCCAACUCUGGGUUCGGCGAGGAACCCAGAUCGGGUUCCUCACCAGGAACCCAGAGGGUUCCUCAUGGGUUCCUCCCGAGGAACUCAGAUCGGGUUCCUCGGGAGGAACACCCAAAUGGAGGAACACUCGAUCUGGGUUCCUCACCGAACCCAGAUCGGGUUCCUUGCUCUGGGUUCGGGAACCCAGCUUGGGUUCUCGAACCCAGAGCUGUUGUUCUAAAUUUUUUUUAUUUUUUUAUUUAAAUAAGCCACAUCAUCAAAGAAAAGCAUCCACAUUGGAUUAUUAAUGGCACAUAGUGACCACGUCGAUUUUUGAGUGCCACGUAGUACAUUUUGUAACGGUACCGUGACGUCAUGUUAAAAUGUUGGGUUUUUUACGGGUUUUGAAAAGUUAAGGGUGUGAAUAGGGAGGAAAAAUUCUGGAAGGUGUUGACCGUGAAAAAGAAAUAAAUGGAGGGUGCAAAUAGGGGGCUUUGGCCAAAAAGAUAUGCAGCAAAAGUCGGGUUACUCAGUUUUGAGAGACCGGCAAGGAGGGGAUAAUGUGAAGAUGUUCCAAAAAUUCUGGAAUCGGUGCAUCCCAAACAAGGUAUCCACCUUUAACCGUAUGCUGUUGCUGAAUAGAAUACCAACAAAAGUAAAUUUGUGUAGUUUUUGUGGGGUUGCACUUGAAGACUCUGAUCAUUAGUUCUUGGAGUGUUCUUUUGUGUCAAAAUUGUGGCGUAAAUGCCUAAAUUGGUGGGUUUUGAGUUGUGUGAUUCAUAAUGAUUGUAGAGAGGCUUUUGGCCAGCAUGUUUUCAUCUCAAAAAAAAAAAAAAAAAGGGGUUAGACGGGGCUGGGAGGCUCUAUGGUUUGGCCUCAGAUGGACAGUAUGGUUAGCAAGGAAUGAAGAAACUUUCAGACAUGUGGAAUCAGUUGUUGAAAAGCUUUUUGACCCAUCCAGAUUCGAACAAUUUUCUUGGAUUAGAGGAAGGCUGGCGGGGUGUAUGUUUUUCAGUUUGGAUUGGAUGCAAAAUCCUAUGUUGUGUUUGAAGUCAAUUCAAGGAGGUAAGAAGGGAAUGUGAAGAAUUAUAGUGCAGGGGUCGGGCUUUUAGCACUUGGGGUGACAUACAGUAGAUUGCUUUUGUAUUGAUGUAUAAGAUUUUUAAAGAUUUUUGUGUCGACAUGCCCCGUCAUUUAGGGCUGUUUAUGGAUUUGGAGUAGCCAUAUAGAUUUGCCGUUCAAAAAAAAAAUUAUUACUCUUGCCUAACCUUACCUGCCACACUAACAUCCACCGCACUGCGACUACCACGGCCUAACCUUACCUACUGCCCCAUCACUACGGCUCCCUCUAGUAGUUAUUAAAAAUAAAAAGCUUAAAAUCUUAAAAAAAAAAGAAAAAAGAGAAGCACUACCACUACUUAGCACUACCACUCAAAAAGAUGAACAGCUUAAAAAUAAAAAAAUUCACUUAUAUUUUAUUUAUUAUAUUUAUAUAAAAUUUUAAUUAUUUUUAUAUUUAUAUUUUUUAUUUAAUUAAAAUUUAAUUUUAAAUUUUCAUAUAAUUUAAGACUUUAAUUAAGCAUUUGAGUCCAAAAUUUGUGCAAGUUUGAGUCUUCAUCCCAUACUUUUGCCCUUCUUUUAU
Molecule: messenger RNA, 1823 nt
Organism: Rubroshorea leprosula
Lineage: Eukaryota; Viridiplantae; Streptophyta; Magnoliopsida; Malvales; Dipterocarpaceae
Source: the annotation of a GenBank genome assembly